This is a messenger RNA of Helianthus annuus (common sunflower), 1110 nucleotides long. RefSeq lists its product as uncharacterized. The record is from RefSeq and is a predicted model, not a curated record. The coding region runs from base 1 to 1110 and encodes 369 amino acids. Lineage: Eukaryota; Viridiplantae; Streptophyta; Magnoliopsida; Asterales; Asteraceae. The transcript has a single exon.
AUGGAACAACCUCCGGGUUUUGAAGACUCUAACCGAACCAACCAUAUGUGUAAACUAAACCGUGCUCUAUAUGGUUUAAAACAAGCACCUCGUGCCUGGUUCCAACGAUUAAGCUCUUUCCUUCUUAAUCGUGGUUUUCAAAACAGUCAAGCCGACACAUCUUUGUUCAUUUACAAUCACCAAGGUAUCUUAAUUUAUCUUCUUGUUUAUGUUGACGACAUCAUUCUCACCGGGAACAAUGAAAAGUUCAUCCUUAACUUCACAUCUUGCCUAAACAAGGAAUUCAAAAUAAAGGACCUUGGCUCACUAAAUUUUUUUCUCGGUCUCGAAGUUCAUCACACAAAAUCGGGUCUGUUUCUAAAUCAAUCCAAAUAUGCUCAUGACAUACUCACCCGAGCCGGUUUACUUGACUCCAAACCCGUUGCCACUCCUUUAACAUCCAAAGACAUUUUCACCUCCGAAGGCCAACCGUUUCAUGACCCCACUCUUUAUCGCUCCAUUGUAGGUGUUCUUCAAUAUCUCACCAUCACUCGUCCUGAUCUCUCUUAUGCCGUAAAUCAAGCUAGCCAAUUCCUUCAAAAUCCCACAACCACUCACUUCCAGCUAGUUAAAAGGAUUCUUCGUUAUGUUAAGGGCACUUUAGCACAUGGUUUAACAUUUGAUCGUCCACAUAACACUACUUUAUUAGGUUAUUCAGAUGCAGAUUGGGCUCGAUGUAUCGACACAAGAAGAUCCACUUACGACUAUUGCAUCUACUUAGGAGGAAACUUGGUCUCUUGGAGCGCCAAAAAGCAACCGACAGUGUCAAGAUCCAGCUGUGAGUCUGAAUAUAGAGCAAUGGAAAAUACGACAGCAGAAAUUAUUUGGUUAACCAAUCUUCUUCGGGAACUUCAUGCCCUUCCACCGGGUCGCCCGACACUCUUAUGUGACAACAAAAGUGCUUUGUUCUUAAGUCAAAAUCCAAUUUCUCACAAACGAGCAAAGCAUAUUGACAUCGACUAUCAUUUUGUCCGUGAAUUGGUAACCGCGGGAAAGCUUCACACUAAAUUCAUCUCGACAAACAAACAAGUCGCCGAUAUAUUCACCAAGAGUUUACCAAAACCGUUUUGA